AUGUUCAAGGCAGCCAGCUUCUAUAAACUGUAUUAUCCGUCUUUAUCCAUUACCGUCGUUCUCGCUGUUGUAUUAUGGGCACAGCGCAGCAACGAAAUCUACCUGACCAUAAAUUUGGUUGACGUCGAAGACGCUAAACUUAAUGUCGCAAAGGAAAAGAUUAGCUUUGAGGGAAUUGGUGGAACCGAACGGAAGAAAUAUGGAUUUGAAUUGGAUCUAUGCAAAGAGAUCAACCCUGAUACUUCAAAACGGCAUCAAACGGCUCGUCAAAUUGUUUUAGUUCUUGACAAAGCGGAACACGAUCAAGCAUAUUGGCCUCGUUUGCAAAAGGACAAAGUAAAGCCCAGAUUCUUGAAGACCGAUUUCCAAAAGUGGAAGGAUGAAAAUGAUGAUGAGGACGACGACAAUGUGAAUCCGGUUGGAGGAAUGGACUUUUCUAGUCUGAUGGGCGGUGGUAUGGGCGGUGGUAUGGGUGGGAUGAGCGAUGAUGAUAGCGACGAAGAAAUGCCUGAUCUAGAAGCCGUCCCUAAAACUGACACCGAUUCCAUGAAAGUAGAAGAGAUUAAAGAAGAGGCCAAAGAAGAGGAAAAGGAGGAGGUUAAAGCAAGCACAUAA
This is a messenger RNA of Paraglomus brasilianum, 615 nucleotides long. The record is from the annotation of a GenBank genome assembly. Lineage: Eukaryota; Fungi; Glomeromycota; Glomeromycetes; Paraglomerales; Paraglomeraceae.